UAUACUGCAUCACACUCCGCCGGAGACUACUGUCAGAAGAAACACAAAAAGUUUUACAGCCGACAAGCGACGCUCCUCAACCGCCGGACUAUCGACCCGCAAACUGAACCAAGUCCUGACCUGAGCGAGUGUACUGCUGACAGAGAGAGAGAGCAAGCAGGAGGCGGGUUACCACUGCUGCUGCAGAAGUUGCCUCCAGGCUUCAGACAUUACUCCUGGCUUACAGAAAAUUACAAUGGCUGACCGUUUUGACUGUGACAACUGCAAGGAGUCUUUGUAUGGCCGCAAGUACAUCCAGUCAGAUGACAGUCCCUACUGCAUCCCCUGUUACGACAGCCUGUUCUCAAACACGUGUGAUGAGUGCAAAGAGCUGAUUGGCCAUGACGCAAGGGAGCUCUUUUACGAGGACCGACAUUAUCAUGAGCACUGCUUCCGCUGUUUCCGUUGUGAUCGCUCGUUGGCAGAUGAGCCUUUCACCAGCCAGGAUGAUGCAUUGCUCUGCAAUGACUGCUACUGUAAUGAGUUCUCCUCCAAGUGUGUAGCCUGUGACAAAAUCGUCAUGCCAGGUACGAGGAAGUUGGAGUAUGCAGGAGCUACAUGGCAUGAGGGCUGUUUCCUCUGUCACAGCUGCGAACAGCCAAUUGGCUCGAAGUCCUUCAUCCCGGACAAGAAUGAACACUACUGUGUGUCCUGCUAUGAGGACAAGUUCGCUCCACGCUGCACACGCUGUAAAAAGACCCUGGCUAAAGGUGGUGUGACCUAUCGGGACGAGCCGUGGCAUAAGGAGUGUUUUGUGUGCACCAGCUGUAAGACACAGCUGGCGGGUCAACACUUCACCUCCCGAGACGAAAACCCUUACUGCCUCAAGUGCUUUGGCAGCCUUUACGCCAAGAAGUGUGAGGCCUGCAGCAAACCAAUCACAGGUUUUGGAGGAGGAAAGUACAUCUCAUUUGAGGAUCGCCAGUGGCAUCAGCCAUGCUUCACCUGCUCCCAGUGCUCAGUUUCACUGGUGGGCGCUGGCUUUUUCCCUGAUGGUGAGAGGAUCUUAUGCCGCGACUGCAACAGCAACCUAUAGAGUCAUUUACCACAUCCUCACCCUUCCCUUGACUUACCUUUUACCCUCCGUCACAGCAUUUCAAGACACCCAAGUCAUUGCCAAGGAAGGUAACACAGGCUAACAAAUGCUGCCUCUCAGGUUGUUUUUAUAUAAAGAGAUCAGUUCCUCGUGGUCCCUGUUUGGGUCUGAUUUUCAUCCAGGAGCUAGCGCGCAAAAUGUUUUGAUGCUGCAUUGUUUGAAUGAACCACCACAAAGAUUUCCUCUUUAAUCGGAAAGUUAAUGAUUUUGUGAUAGUGUAUGAGUGCCUUAAGAAUAACAUGACUUUUGUGUUAUGUACUAUUGAACCAAAAAAAUGUCAAAUGCUAGUCACUUGCUCUUCAUAUUUUAUACAAAAAAGAUGCCACUUCCAGAAGAGUUCUGACUUAAAAGAGAAGACCCAGAACACUGGUACAAUAUAAUAUGUAAACCUUACAGUCUGUGUUUAAAAGUAUGGUGGAGGUACUGUUAAUGCUCUUAUAACUGCAGUUUUAAGCAUUUUAAUGAAAAUAUUUCUGAAAGUAAAAACAAGAAGAACAUAUUUACUUUGCUAAUUAUGCUUUCAGUGAGGUUGUCAUUUUAUGGUAGUUAUGAUCAAUAAAGUCAUAUGCACUUUGUUUAAAAUAUUCUCCAUUCUCCAUCUGCUACCAUGUUAUGUGCACAUAAAAACACAAUUUCACAAAAAUGGCACACAGUUCACUGUCACGUAUCUGCUUUUGUUGAACUUUGCAAUGACAUUUAUUUUUACAUAAAGUUUCUUCUUAUUUCUGUCUUUUUUAUUUGUUGUAAUUAAUCUUUCUAUCGCCGUGGCUCAAAGAACCAACAUUUAUAACCCAAGCCAAACUUAAAUGCAAUAUUGUUGUGUAUUGUAUGCAUGUUGUCAUCUGCCAUGAUUUGCCUGAUUUGUUGCUGUUAACACUUAGUAUUUUGUUCUUUCAUUGUCAGUUCAUAACAUGUAAAAAUAAAAAUACCUAUAUUUCAAUAUUUCAGCUUUGAUGCUGGUGAGUCAGAGUUGGCAAAUACAUUUUAAGAUGAUGAUGAUGAAAAUAUGCCACUGAGGCUGUGACAGUAUGAAUUUACUGUAAAAGAACAAAAAGAUGAUAAUUGAUAUAACUGAUGCUACAUGUUUAGCUUUGUUUGUGAAGUCCUAUUAAAUAAAUGUACACUGACA
This is a messenger RNA of Micropterus dolomieu (smallmouth bass), 2264 nucleotides long. RefSeq names its product four and a half LIM domains 3a (gene fhl3a). Gene Ontology annotation, biological process: actin cytoskeleton organization. Gene Ontology annotation, molecular function: transcription coregulator activity; actin binding. The transcript is spliced from 6 exons. The coding region runs from base 236 to 1075 and encodes 279 amino acids. The record is from RefSeq and is a predicted model, not a curated record. NCBI's taxonomy places the organism in Eukaryota, Metazoa, Chordata, Actinopteri, Centrarchiformes, Centrarchidae. Gene Ontology annotation, cellular component: nucleus; stress fiber; Z disc.